CGGGGCGCCCCGAGGGCGGCGGAGCUCCGGGCUAAGCGUUUCCUGGUGCUCACGGACGAGCCUCCGAGCCGUGUCUGCAUCGUCGUAGCGCUGGGCGAUUUAGGACCGAAGAAGAAAACACUCUGGAAGGGACUGGCUUGCUUGGAGGGACCUGGGAAAAUGUACAAUAGUUAAAAAGCAAACGAUUUCAAGAUUCCUGACAUUCAAAACAAUAAGACUUUGGCUACGCUGCCUCUAUAUCAAAUCAACUAUGAGUUGGAAUACACAACCACAGAGGGCUUCAUUGCCACCUCAGUAUCGUAAAAUCCAGCCUGCUUUUCCACCACAGUAUGCAGCAAACCAACUUUCUACAUCUCAGAGUUCUUUCAGUUGUCUUUCGAGUAACCAAGAAGCCUGCAUGUAUCUCAGUAAUUCAAAUACAGUGUCACAGCCACUGCCGAAUGUCAGAAAUUACAACAUUCCUCUUCAAAUCCCUGCUUCUAAUUUGCCAAACAGGUCAGUGGUGGCCUCCCAGACUAUAGAAAGAACAGUAUAUGCAAAUGCUAAAGGACCCAUGAAGGCAAAUCAGAAUUUGCAGGUGCCUUCAGGAGUUACCCAAAACCUGAGGUGGAAGUCAUUGAUGAUGAAUUCCACACCUUCUCAUAUGGAGGCAACGACGUCUCGUCACAGUCACUUUGGAACUAAUCCAGCUAAUUCGCAUGCACUGCAGAGUCAACGUGUAGCACCAGACACCUACUCUGUGCAAUUACAGGUGAUGCAGGAUUCUCCAAGAGUUCCUGUAGCUUUACAGGGAAGUCAAGGAUCGAACCAGUCAUUAUCAAAUCAACAGGUUGAUUGGGCCCAACAGCGUGCAUCUGAUGAACUCCCUUACCCAGAUCACAGACCACUUCCAAAGCAACACUUUUACUCAGCGCAAAGCUUUCUGCAAGAUCCCAGUGUUCACAAUAAAAUCCUUAUGUCAUCAGCACCGUCACAGAUCACACAUAAUCAGCUCCCAGCUUCUGUCCAGUCAAACCAGUCUGCGGCGAUAUUGUAUCAAUACACACUACAAGCCAGCACGAAACCCCCUCCUCCUCCUCCUUACGACUGCAGAUAUGGAAACCAGCCCUUGCAAGGUGCGCAACAUGUCACCAAACACUUGUCUGUGGACGUUCUUCAGGGUCCACAGAUACAUUCUUCUGAAGUAAAGAAAGACUUCUUCCCAGGUUUUCAGCCACAGUGGCAAAGCACUAAUGAGAAUGUCGUACCAUUUGGAAAUUCAUGUGAUGUAAAAACAGAUGCUAGUGUCAAACAGCCUUUUAUGGAGCCAGCUAGAUCUGUGGAUGGUGUUCAGACUCUUUCUCAAAAUAAUCAAGAGAAAAAAAUGGAUUCUUAUAAUCCACCUUCAAAUCAAGGGACGGACCCAGCUGUUACAAAAGAAAAGCUAGCAAGAGAUAUUAAAUCAUUAAUGGAAAUUAAAAAGAAGUUUUCAGAACUUGCAAGGAAAAUUAAAAUUAAUAAAGAUCUCUUGAUGGCAGCAGGUUGUAAACCAAAUAAUAGUUUGUCCAGUGAGCCAGCUCAGCAUCCUGAAUUCUCAAAGGAAAUACCUGCCAAAGGUCACUGUCCUGCGGAAUUGGUAAAAACAUGUCUUAAUCUUUGGAAAAAUCAACCCUCAAAAGUGACAGAAGAAAAACCUUCAAAAUCUGGUGAGGAAAAACAUGCUAAUGAGUCGACACACAUAUCGGCUGGAAUUUCAAAGCCUUUGGAAUUUCCCAUCCAGAAUCCUUGUUCAGCAGAGAGAAAUCCUCAGAACAAAAUGGAAAAUGCAUUGCAGGAAGCAGCUUUGUCCAUGCUAGUGCAGAAUUAUGAGCCUUCCUGUGCAAAUGUAACAAAGGGAACAGAACUCCAGAUCGCUGUAGUGUCGCCUUUAAUUCUUUCAAAUGUCAUCAAAGAAAUAACACCUGAAGCUCUACCUGAAACCAUGUAUCCUGUUAUUAAAGAAGGCAGCAUUUGUAGCUUACAAAAUCAGCUGGCAGAAAAUGCAGCGGUAACUGCUGCUUUGAAAGUGGAUGUUAGCAAGCCAGUGAUGGGUUCUAUGACGUCAGCCAGGGUUUUUCCUCUAAUUCAGAAGGAAAAGCAAAAUGAUACAAAUAAUGGUGAUUCACAAAACACACCCGGUAUCCAUAAAGAACAGUGUUGUCAGCUAAAUGGUCCACAACCCUUGUCUAAACCAAAGGACAGAAUUCUUGUGGCUGGUGAUUUAUUACAAAUAGAAGAUAUUUGCUCUCUUGUUGAAGGGGAUGUAUCUUACAAUUCCAAGAUCGCAGAGAUGUUUAACUCCUCUCUGGAAAAUGUUGAGCCACAGAAACUUUCUCUACCCAAUGAACAAGCAAUUAGUACCGGACACCAAGAAGAACAAGUAGGACAAGCCACUGAAAGUAAAGACUUGGGUCUUCAGAAUAAUGAAUAUACAAGGUGCCCAGACUUCCCAUGUGAAAUAGCUCCUGUGAGGGAAGAACCACCGAAGCUUGUGGGAUCAUCGUCUGAGCCUGUUGAACCAGGAAUUCUAGAGGAGAGCGAUUUGGGGAAAACCACUAAAAAUGAGGGCAUAGCCAAGAACUCUCAUUACUCACCACCUGCUGUUCUUCAGCAGGAUUUUAAUUCUGGGGACAUCAACACUUCUGGAGAUGACGCUGUCCAAGGCCCUGCAGCAAGUGAGCUUCAUGAUGAUAAUACAUCUGUCUUAUACAUACAUGACCAGCUGUCGGAACUUUUAAAGGAGUUCCCUUACGGCAUUGAAGGUCUGAAUGAAUGUAAGAGUUUUGCGAGCCAAAAGAAGUUGGAACAGAUCCCAGAAGAUCAGACUGGUGGUAAAAUCAGUUGUGACCCUAAGGAACCUACAGACCAAAUAAAAAUUACAAUUCUAAGCUCAGAACAAAUGAAAGAAUUAUUUCCUGAACAGGAUGAAUCCAGUGGAGACAGACUGCCACCCCCUAAGUUGGACAAGUUGGCAGAAACUCAGAAGAAAAAGCAUGUUGCAGAAGUUGGGAGCCAGUGUGACCCACGAACUCAGGAGGAAGGAGAAAGUCCAGAUUCUGUAGUGGACACAGACAACAUCCAUUGCUGUGCGUUGGGCUGGCUCGCAAUGAUUUAUGAAGGGGUCCCCAAGUGUCGGUGUAAUGCUGUGGAGGGGAAGAGGGAGGAGCAGCUGGUUCCAGUGGAAAGCAGCAGUUGUAAACAAAGACCUGAGCAAGGGCCACAGACCUCAGGUGCAGAUCUCACUAUUGUUAAACUUGAUAGUGUUUCCAAUAAUCCAAAGACGCCUGUGACUGAUGAGAAAACACAUUUGCCUAAAAUACAUGGCAACAACACAAAAGAUUCAUCUAAAACUAGGAAGGAUGAUACGAAAAGGAGGAGACAGGAGCUACCUGGUGAGGUUCCACCUAAAUGGAAAAGCAGUGAUAAAAAAGACACAUCCAAAAUGAAACAGGGAGCAUCAGCGAAUAUGGGACAAGAAUUAACUGGCCAGUUUUCAUCUAAACGUAAUGAACCAGACCCCUUGCAAAGGAAUAAGAAACUAAAACUAAAAUUUCAUGAGGUAAAAUUCCAGUCUAGUGAUAAAAUAACAUUUUCUGACCCAGUUUCUCAGGAGGGUCCAGAGAAGAAAUGCACACCACAGAACUCAUGCCAAUUAAAUCCCAAAACAGGUCUUCUCCCAAAUAAAGGUCUGAAAAGGGAGAAUAACUCUUUUGUACAGUCUUCAUCUCAAGAAAAGAAAAAAUUGAAAUUCAAAGAAAGCCCCCAAGAAAGACAUUUGGAGAAAAGAAAGAUAGACCAAGGGGAAAGACUAGAUUUGGAGAUAAAAAAGAAGAAAUGUAGUGAACAAGAACAGAGUAAAAAUGCAGGAGUUACAAUUAAAUUAUGUAAUAUUUUGCCAAACCCAAAUGAGAAAGCCAUUACUAAAGAAAAUUUGACAUCAAAAGCAAAGUCCUUGGAAGUCAAUGACGCAAGGGGCACAGCCACUGUUAAGGAAAAGACAGCAUCGCAGACGAAGUCCACAGACUCCAAAGACAUAAAUGAAACAACUAGUCUUAAAGAUAAGGCAGCAUCACUGGCAAAAUCCUCAGGAACCAAGGAUGGUUCAUGUAAGGUUAAAAAAGUGAUCACACUGCAGGAGUAUUUUCAGAGGAAGAAGCAAAAAGAAAUCACUAAAACAGCCAAGAAAACCUGCUUGGAAAAUGUCUUGGGCAAUUCUGCUCCCUCGGGCUCCGUUCAACUUAGUGCACAAGCAGAGAGUUGCAGAAAAUCAAAUGGUAAAGGUGACAGCGGCAUAGAGACCUUGAAAGACGCCUCCAAGGUCAAUACUAACCCUGGUAAAAACCUUAAAGCCCACCCUCCUGAGGAGUCUAAGGCAUGCAACCUUUCGAGGUCUGUUGAAGGGAGAGCCGAUGCGAAGCAGCUGAUUAAAACCAAAUUAGAUAAAACACUAAGCAGCGUAAGCAGUGAAGUCUCUUCCCAAGGGAAGGAACAAAGGAAGUCAUACCUGAACCGCCUGAGCUUCAGGUGCACAGAACGCGAGAGCAUCUGUCUCACCACACUCAGCAGCUCCCUGGCAAAGCUUGGGAAAGACAAGAAGAGUCAGGAACAAAAGCCCAAGGCCUCUCUCCCAGGGAAAGACUCCACUGUGAAACCAGGCAUGCUGGAGUUUAAAUUAUGCCCAGAUGUAAUGUUGAAGAACACAAACUCUGUCGAAGACAAGUAUGAUCUCAGGGCUCAUCCUGAGGCACAGGCUGCCACACAAGUUUCAGGAAUAAAAUGUUCAAGAAAAGACUGGAUAAAAUGCGUAACUGAGAAGAAAACAAUGCAGGAAGCCAGCCCAGAAAUAGGUGUUAAUUCAAGACUGCUACAGAGAAGCGCCAGCGCAGAUGGACGAGAAGUGCAGCAGAACCAGGUGAAAGACUCCCGGGCCAUGUUCCAGACCUACAAGCAGCUGUACCUGCAGAAGCGUGGCAGGAGCUUGGGCAGCAGCCCCGUCCAGUGACCCUGGUUCACGCUUUCCUUGUGACUGGGGACUUCCUGUCAUUUCCUCCUCAGAAUCACUUCUGGGAAUAACUCAAGAUUGCCAGCAGAGACAUCCUGAGACUGGUUACCAUUAGGUUAUGUGUUUUGUUGAUCUUUACCUGACAGCGCUCUGGGCUGGCACACGUAAGAAAUGGAUGGUGUUUGCUGGGCAAGCCGUAAGGUAUUUGAUUCUCCUGUAUUGGGAAGCACAUUUACAGGUAUUUUCAUAAGGCUUUGUACACAUCAUAUUUGAAAAUGCUGACUGCCGUUGGAAGGAGUACUGCUCCUCACUUGAGGGCUUGUUUGUUUAACUGAGUUUGUAAAUACAUUUUUAUUUCUAAGCUACAUUCUCAAUAAAAUUUAUUUUUUCAGACAUACCCACUGUGUAUAUCAAAGUAUAUUCUUAAGCAUUUUGUACCUAGUCUUGUUUUAUACUUGUUAACCUGAACGCAACUUUUGGAUAAUAUUGUAA
Molecule: messenger RNA, 5512 nt
Organism: Fukomys damarensis (Damara mole-rat)
Lineage: Eukaryota; Metazoa; Chordata; Mammalia; Rodentia; Bathyergidae
Gene: Resf1
Product: retroelement silencing factor 1
Exons: 5
Coding region: 251-5020 (1589 amino acids)
Cellular component (GO): nucleus
Molecular function (GO): histone methyltransferase binding
Source: RefSeq, a predicted model, not a curated record